This is a messenger RNA of Xenia sp. Carnegie-2017, 3760 nucleotides long. RefSeq lists its product as uncharacterized. Gene Ontology annotation, cellular component: membrane. The transcript is spliced from 13 exons. Gene Ontology annotation, molecular function: transmembrane signaling receptor activity. Gene Ontology annotation, biological process: immune response; toll-like receptor signaling pathway. NCBI's taxonomy places the organism in Eukaryota, Metazoa, Cnidaria, Anthozoa, Malacalcyonacea, Xeniidae. The record is from RefSeq and is a predicted model, not a curated record. Bases 735 to 3695 code for a protein of 986 amino acids.
UGUAAUGAUACUCCCGGGUUCAAACCAUUUACUUUAGUAAAAUAUUUAGUAAAAUCAACUCAACUUUCUUAUUGCAAAUUUCAUCAAAUUAAGUGUAACACAGUCAAUUUAACUCAUUUUCUUUCUGCAAAGUUCUUCAAACUAAUGCUAAAGUUUGAUGCGCAGGAAGUGGAUCAUAUGUGAUUCGAUCCUGAAUUUGCUAUUUAUAUAUGGUUGAUAUACGAUAACGAAUAUUCAAACAAACUUUGCAAUGAACUCAGAUCAAACGUAAUUAAAUAUAUUUUACAGACAUUUUUAACAAAACCUCCAGAACUUGUGUAAAGUGAUUGAACAAUUUUAUGAUUAAAACGAUCGCGAUUUCAAAUUCUUCAAAUUCUUCAAAUCAAAGCAGAGAAUCAGUGAUGUGAACGAAAGCGGAAAUAUAUUUUUGUUUAUACAAUCUGCCGUGAAUAUUAGCACACUCACGCAAUAAUCAAAACAAUAAUGUAAAAGCACCUAUCUCAAAUCUCUAAAGAUGUCUAAUCAAAACAAUAAUGUAAAAGCACAGAUCUCAAAUCUCUAAAGAUGUCUACAGACUUGUAGAAGCGGAAACUGAAAGUUACAACAAGCAUGCUUAAUUGACAAUCAUUACCAAGAAAACCAUGCGACUCCAAGAAUUUGUAUUACAUUUUUUUUCAUUAUCGUUUGAAUAGUUUACCAAGAAGCAUUUGCUUCGUUAUUAAUAGAAAACUAUCAUGUUUCAUUAUUAUAAAAUAGCAGUUUCUCUGUGUUUCAUCGAUUAUUUCGCAUGGGCAUUUUCGAUUAAAGAAUGUUCGAGAAAUUGUACCUUUCGCAAUGGUAAAUUGACAACGUGGGACUUCAACAGCACGAAAGCGAGGCAAGGUCCUCCGACCAUGAAAUUUGGUAAAGUGAGGAAAGAUGUGACAUUAAGAAGUACAUUAUCCAUAAACUGUCAUGUUUGUCGGAGCAGCUCACCCUCGAGUAUCAAAUGGUUUUUCAACGGAAAACCUCUUGUUUUGCCAAGAAAACGUAGUCAUAGCAUCAGAUUUUUAUGUGAACAAACGCUGUAUCUUUUCGCGGUAAGGGAAGAAGAUCAUGGAAAUUACACGUGUAUAGCAAAGAACGACUUCGGAGAAGCAAAUUCAACAACGGAGGUUGCAGUCAUUGGUCAUGGUUGUUCUAAAGUAUGUUCCAUGACGAAAGGAAAACGUCUUGUUGGUAAUAAGAAUAUAGGUCCACCAAAAAUGAAGGGAAAACAUCGACGUCUAACAGAAGUCAGCGGUAGUAUAACAACAAUAAAGUGCGCACUUUGUGAAAGCAACCCACCUUCUACUAUUACGUGGUAUUACAAUGAUCACGUACUCAAUAGGAGAAAAAACAGAGAGAAAAUCCACUCCGAAUUGUGCGAGGAAUCCUUGUACUUCAGGGUGUCGAAAAAUAGUGCAGGCAAUUACACCUGCGUUGCUGAAAACAGCCUGGGGCGAGCUAGUUUAACAACUGAAAUUGAAGUUUAUGACUUAGAAACAGAAGCACCCAUAAACAUUUCAAUGGAAGCAAUACGCGGCACGAUACGUGAAAAGAACGUAAAGUUGGGCUCAAAAAUUAAUAUAACCUGCGUCGUACAUACUUCACAGUGUCCUCACUUGAGGUGGAAAUGGGAAAAGAACGAUAAACCUAUGACUGGUAGUCGAUUCAUAAACUGGCAGUCACCAAGCAACGACUUAUGUUCCAGUACGAUAAUCAUACAUGAAGUGUUGACUAACUCUUCAGGAAAAUACAAAUGCAAAUUUUUAGGUUGGAUUGGAGAUUCCCGUUCAACUUACACGCAAAAGGAAAUAUCGAUUGCAGCCGUGCCAUGUUUUCGGGGAUUUUACUGUCCUUCAAGUAACGAAACAGCUAUACGCUGUCCAAAUGGAACCUUUACGAUGCAAGUGAAUGCAAAAAAAAUUGAAGAUUGCAAAUCGUGCGCGGACAACUGGAAUGAAACUUUGACGAUAUUACUUGAUGAUGACGAAUAUGGCACGAGUAUCCGAGAAAUCAAAUGUCCCGUACGAGAAUUGACAUCAGGAGAAAGAUCUUCAGGUUUACUGCACGGCGAAAUGAUAGCAAUUGUUGGAACCAUAGUCUCAGGAGUUGUCAUCAUUAUUAUUGGUGGUUUGUAUGGAGUGCGAAGAUGUCGUAAAUAUAAGAAACUGGUUAACCCCUCUGAAGAAAUACAAAUAGAAAUUCCAGAAAAUGCACCAUCUAGAGAUGUAUUUGUGUGCUACAGCUCAAAGAAUCGCGACUGGGUUCACAACACACUGCUGGCCAAUCUUCGUGAGCAGCAUUUCCAAACAUUUGUAGAUUUUGUUGACUUUGAGAUUGGCGUUUCUAUCCAUGAGAAUAUUGUGAAAGGAAUAUACGGGAGUCGAAAAACAAUAUUUGUGCUGUCCAAGGACUCUAUAAAAAGUUACUACGCCCGAAGUGAAUUAAGUCAAGCCUUGAAUGCGGGAAGAAAAACAGGCAGACAUCAAGUCAUAGUCGUGCUAUAUGAGAAAUAUGGAAGAACGACUGGACACAUUAUACUUGAAGGAACAUUGGCAGAUCGUGACAUAAUCAUUGGUUCAAACGUGAACAUAAGUUGCGAGUGGACACGAGAUAAGAAAGCAAAAUGUGGUGCUAAUUGGUGGAAAGACUCAAAACGUCUCCGAGAGAUAAAGGGUCACAUUGAAUGGAUGCAUGGGGAAAGAAUAAGCGAAGAUGAAUGUUCACCAUCAAAAAUUGUCAUUAAAAACUUUAAAGUGAGCGAUGCUGGAGAAUACAAGUGCGAAACGAACAGUGAUAAACAGAUGUACAUGACAAGAUUCGAGGAAGCUUCCAUUACUGUGUAUGCAGUAAGGUGUUACAAAGGAUUCUAUUGUCCCCCGAAUGAACGGUCACCUAAACUCUGUCCUUCGCAGACAUUUUCUCACGACAAUAACGCUACGUCAAUUAAAGACUGCAAGCCAUGUCCAAAAGACAAGAAUGAAUAUACAUUCUUGAAGAGUCAGAUGGAAACAAAAACUGCAUUCAUCUUUAAUAGAAAUUGCGUUGUAGGAUCUCAGGUCAAAGAAAAGAAAAUAUUUUCAAAGAGAAUCAUAAUGGUUAUAGUCGCCACCGUAAUGCUGAUAGUUUUAGCGUUUGUCAUCUUUGUUAUCUACGAAGUAAAAAGAAGGAGAUCAGGAAUAAGAAAUCAAGAUAAAAAAUUGCUGAGACCGUUUGACGAGGUUGAUUACGAUCCACCAAAGUUACCUCGAUCCAAAGAUGUGUUCGUUUGUUACAGUUCAAAAAACAAAGAUUGGGUACACAACACUCUAUUUCCAAAACUUAAAACUCAGGACUUCAAAGUUUUCAUUGACUUUAUUGACUUCGAGAUAGGAAAAACGAUUGACGAUAACAUGAUACGAGGCAUCUAUGGAAGCAGGAAGACACUGUUUAUUCUUUCGAAAGAUUCCUUAAAAAGUAUUUUUGCAAUGAAAGAACUUUACCAUGCACUUGCUGCAGGCAAGACAGGACAUCAAGUCUUAACUAUAUUAUAUGAAAAGUGUAAAACACCGGCUGCUGUAUCCAAUCUAGUCUAUCUUGACUGGACGGAUGAAGAGAAGAAGGAAAGAUUUUGGGAAAGACUUUUUCAUGCAAUAAGAAGACCUUUGGCCAAUGAAAUCGUUUGUGUUUAAAACUGCAUUGUAUACAUUGUUGUAUUGAGAGUUAAUAAGAUAAACUUUCGUGAUUCAUCGUAAAA